Molecule: messenger RNA, 2202 nt
Organism: Rhodofomes roseus
Lineage: Eukaryota; Fungi; Basidiomycota; Agaricomycetes; Polyporales; Fomitopsidaceae
Product: NADPH oxidase
Exons: 8
Coding region: 176-1996 (606 amino acids)
Biological process (GO): superoxide anion generation; defense response
Cellular component (GO): plasma membrane; NADPH oxidase complex
Molecular function (GO): superoxide-generating NAD(P)H oxidase activity
Source: RefSeq, a predicted model, not a curated record
ACCAUCAAAAAGCAUGUUGCGCGUUUACGCUCCCACAGCCGGGUGCCCACCUUUAUCUCCCCUCCUCUUCCUCCUCUUCGUCUUCGGAUACCUUCCAGUCCUUUGCUUCAGGCCGGUCCUCACUCCUUCUAGUCUGCUGCGCAGGACGUCGACAUAGACAGUGCCCACCCCGCCCAUGGCCAACAAGUGGAAGCGCGCUUCCAGUCUCGACUUCUCUGACGGCAAGAUGCCCCCCCUGUCCCAGCACCCCGACAUGGCCAACCCGUUCGCUGACAACGGCCUCGAACCGGGGCACCUCCAGCGCAACAAGUCCGAGCGUAGGCGUCUGCAGCCCCUCCAGAGGACGGCCACCAAUGGCACGACACCUGCGACCCCGUACAGGCCUACGGGAUGGAUGGAGCGGUUCAACGUCUGGAUGAUCAACGAGGGUGGAAAGAGGUUGUUCUUCAUCUUCUUCAUCCUCCUCCAUAUCCUGGUCAUCCUCUUCGGUGCCUUCUACUACGGUACGAGUGAUGACCUGAUAGGCGAUCGCGCGACCUUCGGUGUGACGUACCCGAUUGCCCGUGGCGCCGCCCUGGUUCUCCACGUCGAGGUCGCGUUCAUCCUCCUGCCCGUCUGCCGCAACUUCAUCUCGCUCAUCCGCCGCACGCCUCUGAACCACUACAUUCCUUUCGACAAGAACAUCACGUUCCACAAGUCCGUUGGAUGGGGCAUCUGCUUCUUCUCCUUCGUCCACAUCGCCGCGCACAUGGUCAAUUUCACUGAGCUCGCCUUUGCUGACCCGCUCGCGACCACACCGGGAGAGCGUUUCGUCGUGUUCCUCAUUGCCAACUUCACAACCGGCCCCGGUGUCACCGGCUGGAUCAUGACCGCUGCCCUCAGUAUCAUGGCUUGGUACGCACGGGAGAAGCCUCGUCGUGCCAACUUUGAGCGGUUCUGGUACUCGCACCACCUCUUCCUUGUCUUCUUCCUCAACUGGCAGCUGCACGGCAUGUUCUGCAUGAUCCAGCCCGACCGCGCACCCUUCUGCUCGUGGAACACGAUCGGUGUCUUCUGGCGUUACUGGCUCGUUGGGGGCUGCAUCUUCACGUUCGAGCGUAUCCUUCGUGAGGUUCGUUCCCGCCACCGCACCUACAUCUCCAAGGUCAUCCAGCACCCGUCCCAAGUCCUCGAGCUCCAGAUCAAAAAGGAGAACACUCCCACCCGCGCCGGCCAGUACAUCUUCCUCCACUGCCCUGAGGUCUCAUACUUCCAGUGGCACCCGUUCACGCUCACGAGCGCGCCUGAAGAGGACUACAUCUCCGUGCACAUCCGUAUGGUCGGUGACUUCACUCGUGCGCUCGCUGAGGCGGUUGGUGCCGACUUCGGCAAGGAGAAGGGCGGAGACAGUGGCAAGGGCAGUGGCGCGGUGAACCCCCCUGUCAACCGCGUCCUCCCGCGUGUCAUGGUCGACGGUCCCUUUGGCUCGGCGUCUGAGGAUUUCCUUAACUACGAGACCGUCUUGCUGGUCGGUGCUGGUAUUGGUGUGACGCCGUUCGCUUCCAUCUUGAAGUCGAUCUGGUACCGUAUGAACAACGUCAGCCAAUCUAAGCCGACGCGUUUGUCGAAAGUCUACUUCACCUGGGUCAUUCGUGACUUCGGCUCUGCCGAAUGGUUCCACUCUCUGCUGCAAGCCAUUGAGGAGCAGGAUACUCAGAACCGGAUUGAAAUCAACAUUUACCUGACUGCGAAGAUCAAGGAGGACGACAUGAACAACAUCAUUGUCCAGGACGUCGGUGCUGAGAAGGACGCUAUCACCUCGCUCCGUGCGCCCACGCACUACGGUCGCCCCAACUGGGACAGGGUCUUUGGCUCUAUCGCGGAGAAGAACCCCGAGACGGACGUCGGUGUGUUCUUCUGUGGGCCUGCGGUGCUCUCGAAGCAGCUCCACAUCAGUUGCAACAAGUACUCGACGCCCAACGGCACCAGGUUCUUCUUCGGCAAGGAGAACUUCUGAGCGCACGGGAAGGGAUACGUACGGCGCCGCCUCGGACUGGAGAUGUUGGUCGUAGUGUGUAUCAUUAUUACGUCUGGGAGCGAGCUCCAGACGCCUGUACUUGUCUUUCGUUUUGCGCAUCUAUAAUCUUGGUAGUUGCCAUCGGUGCUUCCGCGCACUGGGGGUCUUGGGCUGUUAGAAUGCUAUAUUGCAAGGAUAUGUCCCCA